CAGGGCGUGUUCCUGAUUUGGGUGUGCAGUCUUGCCCCGAACGAGUGCAUCUCUUGCGGCCCGAGUUUGUUCUGCGGAACCUGUGAUCCCUGCCCUCCCAGCUGUUAGGUGCUGCCCUCGGCGACCAUGUCUAAAUCUCUGAAAAAGUUGGUGGAGGAGAGCCGGGAAAAGAACCAGCCGGAAGUGGACAUGAGUGACCGGGGCAUCUCCAACAUGCUGGAUGUCAACGGCCUGUUCUCUUUAUCCCAUCUCACCCAACUGGUGCUCAGUCACAACAAGCUAACAACGGUUCCACCAAAUGUGGCAGAACUGAAGAACUUGGAAGUGCUCAACUUCUUUAAUAACCAGAUUGAGGAGCUGCCCACCCAGAUCAGCAGCCUCCAGAAGCUCAAACACCUAAACCUUGGCAUGAACAGGCUGAACACUUUGCCUCGAGGAUUUGGCUCUCUACCAGCUCUUGAGGUCCUUGACUUGACUUACAACAACUUGAAUGAAAAUUCUCUUCCAGGAAACUUCUUCUACCUUACCACCCUGCGUGCACUCUAUCUAAGUGACAACGAUUUUGAAAUCCUGCCGCCAGAUAUUGGGAAGCUCACAAAGUUGCAGAUACUCAGCCUCAGGGAUAACGACCUGAUCUCACUGCCCAAGGAAACUGGGGAGCUUACUCAGCUUAAGGAGCUGCACAUUCAGGGCAACCGCCUGACCGUUCUGCCCCCAGAACUAGGAAACUUAGAUUUAACUGGUCAGAAGCAAGUAUUCAAAGCCGAGAACAACCCCUGGGUCACUCCAAUCGCCGACCAGUUCCAGCUGGGCGUGUCGCAUGUCUUUGAGUACAUCCGUUCUGAGACAUACAAGUACCUCUACGGCAGACACAUGCAGGCAAACCCAGAACCACCAAAGAAGAAUAAUGACAAAUCGAAAAAGAUCAGCCGGAAACCCCUGGCAGCCAAAAACAAAUGAGGGCUGGGCAUGGACUGGGCUCUCGGCCUGCUCUCCACAAUCACUCCUGACUUCGCUUGCUCUCUCACAAAUAGGUACAAUGUGCGUGUGCCUGUCUUUCCUUCCUGCCCCCUCCCUCCCUCUCUUUUUCCUCACUUUUUUUAAGUGUUUAGCCUCCUUGCCUUUUACAUUCUUUCGGUAGGUGGUAGAUUUUUAUAAGUUCUUAAACCCAUUUCCAUUUGUUUCCUUAAAAUUGCCAAAAGCAGGAAACAAAGCACUAAUUCAACUGCAAAUUCCACAGCAGGCCCAGGUCUCGCUUCCUUGAAUAGCUAUCACAAAGCCGCUUCUUAUAAAAAGAAUAAUUAAAAUCAUGUAACCAUUUAAAUGUCACCCUGAACACGCUUCACUCUUCUGCUUAGUCACAGAAGUCAUGACUUAGCUUUGUUGCACGCUUUCCUUCACCACCCAGAAACGGUGUUAAUUUAACUUCCAAUUGACUGUAAUAAAACCUUGAGUUUGUA
Messenger RNA from Echinops telfairi (small Madagascar hedgehog), 1460 nucleotides. It is a transcript of the gene RSU1, whose product is annotated as Ras suppressor protein 1. Lineage: Eukaryota; Metazoa; Chordata; Mammalia; Afrosoricida; Tenrecidae. Gene Ontology annotation, molecular function: protein binding. The transcript is spliced from 9 exons. The record is from RefSeq and is a predicted model, not a curated record. The coding region runs from base 127 to 960 and encodes 277 amino acids.